Molecule: messenger RNA, 13775 nt
Organism: Caretta caretta (loggerhead turtle)
Lineage: Eukaryota; Metazoa; Chordata; Testudines; Cheloniidae
Gene: CACNA1C
Product: calcium voltage-gated channel subunit alpha1 C
Biological process (GO): calcium ion import across plasma membrane
Cellular component (GO): membrane; voltage-gated calcium channel complex
Molecular function (GO): high voltage-gated calcium channel activity
Source: RefSeq, a predicted model, not a curated record
CCUUUGGAAAUACAAAAUGUUUCAAGCCUUUGUUCGGCAAGCCACUUCAGCAUAUCACCCACUACCCAGUCUUCUGCCUGGUGAACCUGAGGUGAGGUAUAAGGGCAAGUUGGUGCACGAAACUCAGCUAAACUGCUUCUACAUCCAACCUGGAGGUUCCAACUAUGGGAGUCCCCGUCCAGCUCAUGCCAACAUGAAUGCCAACGCAGCUGCAGGGCUUGCCCCAGAGCAUAUCCCUACUCCAGGGGCAGCUCUGUCAUGGCAGGCUGCUAUCGAUGCUGCCAGGCAGGCCAAAUUGAUGGGUAGUGCUGGCAAUGCAACAAUAUCCACAGCUAGCUCCACACAGAGGAAACGACAGCAGUAUGGGAAACAGAAAAAACAGGGUACAACCACAGCUACACGUCCUCCCCGGGCAUUGCUGUGUUUAACGCUGAAAAAUCCCAUCCGGAGGGCAUGCAUCAGCAUCGUCGAAUGGAAAUCAUUUGAAAUAAUUAUUUUACUGACUAUUUUUGCCAAUUGUGUGGCCUUAGCUAUCUAUAUCCCCUUUCCAGAAGAUGAUUCCAAUGCCACCAAUUCCAAUCUGGAACGAGUGGAAUAUCUCUUCCUCAUAAUUUUUACAGUGGAAGCAUUUUUAAAAGUAAUAGCAUAUGGACUUCUCUUUCACCCCAAUGCUUACCUCCGCAAUGGCUGGAAUUUACUAGAUUUUAUAAUUGUGGUGGUAGGGCUUUUUAGUGCAAUUUUAGAACAAGCAACCAAAGCAGAUGGGGCGAAUUCAAUAGGAGGGAAAGGUGCCGGAUUUGAUGUUAAAGCACUGCGGGCUUUCCGAGUGUUACGCCCCUUACGACUGGUAUCUGGAGUUCCUAGUCUCCAAGUGGUUUUAAAUUCCAUUAUCAAGGCUAUGGUCCCCUUGCUGCACAUUGCCCUGCUGGUGCUGUUUGUCAUAAUUAUCUAUGCCAUCAUUGGACUGGAGCUAUUCAUGGGGAAGAUGCACAAGACCUGCUACUUAGUGCAAGGCGGAUUACCGGAAGAGGACCCCUCUCCUUGUGCUCCUCAAUCAGCGCAUGGACGGCAGUGUCAGAAUGGCACUGUGUGCAAAGCAGGAUGGGAGGGGCCCAAGCAUGGCAUUACCAAUUUCGACAACUUUGCCUUUGCCAUGUUAACUGUGUUUCAGUGCAUCACUAUGGAGGGCUGGACAGAUGUCCUUUACUGGAUGCAGGACGCUAUGGGCUAUGAGUUACCAUGGGUGUAUUUUGUCAGUCUGGUCAUCUUUGGAUCCUUUUUCGUUCUAAAUCUGGUUCUUGGUGUGUUGAGCGGGGAGUUUUCCAAAGAAAGAGAGAAGGCAAAGGCUCGGGGUGACUUUCAGAAGUUGCGGGAGAAACAACAGCUGGAGGAAGACUUGAAGGGGUACCUGGAUUGGAUAACUCAAGCAGAAGACAUUGAUCCAGAAAAUGAAGAUGAAGGCAUGGAUGAGGAGAAGCCCCGAAACAUGAGCAUGCCUACAAGUGAGACUGAGUCCGUGAACACAGACAAUGUGGCAGGAGCAGAUAUUGAAGGAGAAAACUGCGGUGCUAGGCUGGCGCAUCGGAUCUCCAAAUCUAAGUUUAGCCGCUACUGGCGCCGGUGGAACAGGUUCUGCAGGAGGAAGUGCCGAGCCGCUGUCAAGUCCAAUAUUUUCUACUGGCUGGUGAUCUUCCUUGUGUUUCUCAACACCCUUACCAUUGCCUCUGAACAUUACAACCAGCCAGACUGGCUCACAGAGGUCCAAGACACUGCCAAUAAGGUGCUGCUAGCUCUUUUCACGGCAGAGAUGCUGCUGAAGAUGUACAGCUUAGGUCUCCAGGCCUACUUUGUAUCUCUCUUCAACCGCUUUGACUGCUUUAUUGUUUGUGGAGGAAUCCUGGAGACCAUCCUGGUGGAGACCAAGAUCAUGUCACCGCUGGGCAUCUCGGUGUUGAGAUGCGUCCGACUCCUGAGAAUAUUUAAAAUCACAAGGUAUUGGAACUCCUUGAGUAACCUAGUGGCUUCACUGCUGAACUCAGUCCGCUCCAUCGCUUCCCUUUUGCUGCUUCUCUUCCUCUUCAUCAUCAUCUUCUCGCUCCUGGGAAUGCAGCUCUUUGGGGGCAAGUUUAACUUUGAUGAGAUGCAAACCAGGAGGAGCACGUUCGAUAACUUCCCCCAGUCCCUCCUCACUGUGUUUCAGAUCCUGACUGGGGAGGACUGGAAUUCGGUGAUGUAUGAUGGGAUCAUGGCUUAUGGCGGCCCCUCUUUUCCAGGAAUGUUGGUCUGUAUUUACUUCAUCAUCCUCUUCAUCUGCGGAAACUAUAUCCUGCUAAAUGUAUUUUUGGCCAUCGCUGUGGACAAUCUUGCCGAUGCAGAGAGUUUGACAUCUGCUCAGAAAGAAGAGGAAGAGGAAAAAGAAAGGAAAAAACUAGCUAGGACCGCUAGUCCUGAAAAGAAACAGGAGAUUGAGAAACCAGCUAUGGAGGAGGAGACAAAGGAGGAGAAAAUUGAGCUGAAAUCGAUCACUGCUGAUGGAGAGUCCCCACCUACUACCAAGAUCAAUGUGGAUGAUUAUCAGCCCAAUGAAAAUGAAGAGAAGAACCCAUAUCCUACUACAGAAGCUCCAGCAGAGGAAGAGGAGGAGGAGCCUGAAAUGCCUGUCGGCCCUCGGCCACGCCCAAUGUCUGAACUGCACCUCAAAGAGAAGGCUGUGCCCAUGCCGGAUGCCAGUGCUUUUUUCAUCUUCAGCCCUACCAACAGGUUUCGUCUCCACUGCCAUCGAAUCGUUAAUGAUAACAUUUUCACCAACCUGAUCCUCUUUUUCAUCUUGCUCAGCAGCAUCUCCCUGGCAGCUGAGGACCCUGUCCGACACUACUCCUUUAGGAACCAAAUUCUCUUUUAUUUUGAUAUAGUUUUUACUGUCAUUUUCACCAUUGAAAUUGCUCUGAAGAUCCUAGGCAAUGCAGACUAUGUCUUCACUAGUAUCUUUACAUUAGAAAUUAUUCUUAAGAUGACCGCAUAUGGAGCUUUCCUCCACAAAGGCUCCUUCUGCAGGAACUACUUCAACAUCCUAGACUUGCUGGUGGUCAGCGUGUCUCUCAUCUCCUUUGGGAUCCAGUCCAGUGCCAUCAAUGUAGUGAAGAUCUUACGUGUCCUGCGAGUGCUCAGACCGCUGAGGGCCAUCAACAGAGCCAAGGGACUAAAGCACGUGGUCCAGUGUGUAUUUGUAGCCAUCAGAACCAUCGGAAAUAUUGUGAUCGUCACCACUUUGCUGCAGUUCAUGUUUGCCUGCAUUGGAGUUCAGUUGUUCAAGGGCAAACUGUAUAGCUGCAGCGAUAGCUCCAAGCAAACAGAAGCAGAAUGCAGGGGGCAUUACAUUUCGUACAAAGACGGAGAGGUCACACACCCAAUGAUCCAGCCCCGCAAUUGGGAGAACAGCAAGUUUGACUUUGACAACGUCUUGACUGCCAUGAUGGCACUCUUCACUGUUUCAACCUUUGAGGGCUGGCCAGAGCUACUGUACAAAUCCAUUGAUUCUCACAUGGAGGACGUGGGACCCAUCUAUAACCACAGGGUGGAGAUCUCCAUUUUCUUCAUUAUCUAUAUCAUCAUCAUUGCUUUCUUCAUGAUGAACAUCUUCGUUGGUUUCGUCAUUGUCACGUUUCAGGAACAAGGAGAGCAGGAAUACAAGAACUGUGAGCUGGACAAGAACCAGCGCCAAUGUGUUGAGUAUGCCCUGAAGGCCCGCCCCCUGCGGAGGUACAUCCCUAAGAACCAAUACCAAUACAAAGUGUGGUAUGUGGUGAAUUCCACCUAUUUUGAGUACCUGAUGUUCGUUCUCAUCCUGCUGAACACCAUCUGCCUGGCCAUGCAGCACUAUGGUCAGAGCUGUCCCUUCAAACAAGCCAUGAAUAUCCUCAACAUGCUCUUCACGGGUCUCUUCACCGUCGAGAUGGUUCUGAAACUAAUUGCCUUCAAACCCAAGGGUUACUUUAGUGAUCCUUGGAAUGUUUUUGACUUCCUCAUCGUAAUUGGCAGCAUUAUAGACGUCAUUCUCAGUGAAACUAAUCACUAUUUCUGUGAUGCAUGGAAUACAUUUGACGCCUUGAUUGUUGUGGGUAGCAUUGUUGAUAUAGCAAUCACCGAGGUGAACCCAGCUGAACAUACCCAAUGCUCUUCCUCUAUGAAUGCAGAGGAAAACUCGCGCAUCUCAAUCACCUUUUUCCGACUCUUCCGUGUGAUGCGUCUCGUGAAGCUCCUGAGCCGUGGGGAGGGCAUCCGGACAUUGCUUUGGACCUUCAUCAAAUCCUUCCAGGCUCUCCCCUACGUGGCUCUUUUAAUAGUGAUGUUAUUCUUCAUCUAUGCAGUGAUUGGAAUGCAGGUGUUUGGUAAAAUUGCUCUGAAUGAUACCACGGAUAUCAACCGCAACAACAACUUUCAGACGUUCCCUCAAGCAGUGCUGCUACUCUUCAGGUGUGCCACUGGUGAAGGCUGGCAGGACAUCAUGCUUGCGUGUCUGCCAGACAAGAAGUGCGAUCCCGAGUCAGAGCCAACCAACUCUACUGAAGGCGACCAUUCCUGUGGGAGCAGCUUUUCCAUCUUUUAUUUCAUCAGCUUCUACAUGCUCUGUGCCUUUUUGAUUAUCAAUCUUUUUGUAGCUGUUAUUAUGGAUAACUUUGACUACUUGACGCGGGACUGGUCCAUUCUGGGGCCACAUCACCUUGACGAGUUUAAAAGGAUCUGGGCAGAGUAUGACCCUGAAGCCAAGGGACGGAUCAAACACCUGGACGUGGUGACGCUGCUCCGGCGGAUUCAGCCUCCGCUGGGCUUUGGGAAGCUCUGUCCUCAUCGAGUGGCUUGCAAACGCCUAGUCUCUAUGAAUAUGCCACUGAACAGUGAUGGGACUGUCAUGUUUAAUGCCACCCUCUUUGCGUUGGUCAGAACAGCACUGAGGAUCAAAACUGAAGGUAACCUGGAGCAAGCCAAUGAGGAGCUGCGAGCAAUCAUUAAGAAAAUCUGGAAGCGCACCAGCAUGAAGCUGCUGGAUCAGGUUGUGCCCCCGGCAGGUGAUGAUGAGGUGACAGUUGGGAAGUUUUAUGCCACUUUCCUGAUCCAAGAGUAUUUCCGGAAAUUCAAGAAACGUAAAGAACAAGGCCUCGUGGGCAAACCCUCACAGCGGAAUGCUCUCUCCUUGCAGGCCGGGUUGCGCACAUUGCACGACAUUGGGCCAGAGAUCCGACGGGCAAUCUCCGGAGACCUGACAGCCGAAGAGGAGCUAGACAAGGCCAUGAAAGAAGCUGUUUCUGCUGCCUCUGAAGAUGAUAUCUUCAGGAGGGCUGGUGGCCUGUUCGGAAACCAUGUCAGCUACUACCAAAGUGAUGGCAGGAGCUCAUUCCCCCAGACAUUCACCACCCAGCGCCCUUUGCACAUCAAUAAAUCUGGCAACAACCAGGGAGAUACGGAGUCCCCGUCACACGAGAAGCUAGUGGAUUCCACCUUCACUCCCAGCAGCUACUCGUCUUCGGGUUCCAAUGCCAACAUCAAUAAUGCCAACAAUACUGCCUUGUCCCGCUUCCCCAGCCCACCCAGCUACCCAAGUACUGUCAGCACGGUGGAGGGGCAUGGCACACCCUUGUCACCCACCAUACGAGUGCAAGAGGCCCCUUGGAAACUCACUUCCAAAAGCUCCAGUUCCAGAGACAGCCAGCUGGCAAUCGUUUGCCAAGAAGAAGUGUCUCAGGAUGAGACUUAUGAUGAGAAUUUGAAUGAAGACAUAGAGUACUGUAGCGAACCAAGCCUGAUCUCUACUGAAAUGCUGUCAUACCAAGAUGAUGAAAACAGACAACUGACUCCACCUGAAAACAACAAAGGGGAGGGCUCCAAGCUGUCUCCAAAGAGUGGAUUUCUUCGCUCUUCGUCACUGGGUCGAAGAGCAUCUUUUCACUUAGAGUGUCUGAAGAGACAGAAAAACCAAGGUGUAGAUGUCACACAGAAGACAGUUCUGCCGUUGCAUCUGGUACACCACCAGGCACUAGCAGUGGCAGGGCUGAGUCCCCUGCUCCAGAGAAGCCAUUCCCCAACAACGUUCUCCCCCCGGUUGUGUGCCACGCCCCCUGCCGUGCCCUGUAGCCGUGGCUGGCCACAGAAGACCAUCCCGACUUUACGGCUUGAUGGAGUGGAGUCCGGUGAGAAACUCAACAGUAGCUUCCCAUCAAUACACUGCAGCUCCUGGUACUCUGACAGCACCAGCUGCAGAAGCCCUCGGAGAGCCAGGCCAGUCUCCCUCACCGUCCCCAGCCAGACUGGGGGGAGCAGCAGGCAGUUCCACGGCAGCGCUGGCAGCCUUGUCGAAGCGGUCUUGAUUUCAGAAGGACUGAUGCAGUUUGCUCAAGAUCCAAAGUUCAUUGAGGUCACAACCCAAGAGCUAGCAGAUGCCUGUGACAUGACAAUAGAAGAGAUGGAAAAUGCAGCAGACAACAUACUCAACGGUAACAGCAAGCAGAGCCCCAAUGGCAACCUCUUGCCUUUUGUUAACUGCAGGGACCCAGGGCAGGACAGUGCAGGAGAGGAAGAGGAAGAGGUGCAGAACCCGGAUUGUAGAAAAAGUCAGGAGGAGCUCCAGGACAGCAGGAUUUAUGUCAGCAGCCUGUAGUUGCCAGGGCUGAAGCGAUGCUGGUUUUUUAUUUGUUUCAAUGUUCCUAAUGGGUUUGUUUCAGAAGUGCCUCACUGUUCUCGUGACCUGGAGUAACCGGAACAGCGUUCUUCAUUCAUUUCUGUUGGGACGAGCCGCAGAGUUGGGUGGUGUAAGAGAGCUUUUCAGGAGCGAAUACAACCCCAGCAUGUGUCCAUGAGGAGGAGGAAGAGGUGGCGGAGGAGAGCCAGCCCCUGCUUGUUCUCAGUUGCUGCACAAGGAACGACGGCUGCUUCCUGAAUGCAAAGGAGAACCUCAGCUUCCUGUGGAUGGCCCUCGCCAAAAGGACCCUGCAUCAAACGGGUGUCUUUCAACUUUGCUUGUAAAAUCAUUUUGCACAUAUUCUGUAUGAGCCUCACCGUCUCCAUAAAACCAAGGCCCUUUUGAUUUGGAAUAGAAUGAUUGACUUCUUCUCCUGUGGAUUCCAGUAGAAGAAGCAGAAGAAGCCUUAGGGGACAUGAGAGGCAAAUGGCAACACUGCAGGAAGGCUUGUUGACAGAAAAUGCAGAGACUCCCAGGCAGUGGUCUCUGCCAACCAAUCAGAGCUCAGGUAGCCAUGUCUGCCAACCAGUCAGAGCUCAGACAGCCAGCUGUGCCAACCAGUCAGAGAGCAGGUAGCAAGCUCUGUCAAGCAGAGCUGAGGCAACCUGCCCUUUUCUAAGUGAGGUGGUGAUGGGCUUAUGUAGAUCUCUCCUUAUUUUUGCAGUUUGAUAUUUUCUUGAAAGCAUGUUCCAAUUUUUAUUUUGAAUAUUUUUGUUUUGUUUUGGAGGGAGAGGGGAGAAAGGAGCGUUUACAAAGUUUUGUAACCACCCUUUUUGUUUUGUUUUGUUUUGUCUUCACCUUAGCAAAUGUUAAAUUGGUUUGGUUACAUUGUAUUAUUUAAACUAUUUUUUCUCCAUUGAAAUUCGGUAGAAGCUAUAAUGAUAGAAGAGUUUUAUCAACCAUUAUGUACACCAAGAAUUUGUAAUUUAAUUUGAUAGUAAUUGAAAUCUCCUUUUUUUUGUUGUUGUUUUAUAAUUUAAAGAUAGUAGGCAAUGCACUUGAUAUAGUCUUGCACAUUUGAGUGAUUGAUUUGGAUUCUUUUUAGUGCUAGGUAUUUUUGUGAGUAUGUGAGCGGCCCUGAGUGAGCGUGUGUGUGUAUGAGUGCAUACAGUUCUCCACUUCCUGGUUUUACCUUCAGGAGAUCUGUAUCUGGGGCCAUUUGAAUGCAAAAACAAACCACUGUCUCUGCUUUUGAAAGGGGAAUCAGUAACUCUUUGCAUUUUCUGUUCCACAAGAUAUGCAAAAACAAUGCAAUAAUAUUAAUUUUAAAAUACAAUUGUGAGUUGUGUUGGCAUUAAAACUGUAUAGAAACAAAAUUAAGGGGAAAAACAAACAAAAGUGAGAAGGAGUUAUGCUUCGAUAUAUUCCGUGUGAUGUUUUAUUGCAUUGAUAAUGUUUCUGUUGAAGAAACCGUAAUACUUGAAUUCAGGUCAGUUUCAGUAUUUUUCAAAUAUUUUUUUAAAAUGAAUUGCAAUUGUGCCAAGCGAAUAUAAUGAAUUGAAUUAAGUUUGUUUUAAAAGAUCACUUCUUGUAUAUUUUGCUGCAUGUAAAGUAAAUCAUUUCGUAUUUGGAGUGUGCCAAGCUUUACCUUUGAACUUUUAAGUGCUUUUCUACGUGUGGUUGGGGAAAUGGGUACUAAAUAUUUUUUUUCAUUUUUUAAUUUGUACAAUGAACAAAGUGUACCUAGUGUAAGUAACUAGUCUGCAAUCCACUGACAGGUUGAACGUUACUGAUUUUGCAUAUCUUGUGUUCACUUUCCUUUUUCCUCACUCCCUUAAACAUGCACAAUUAAUUUCUGAAUAGAGUAUCUUGCUUCCUGAAACCAGGACAUUUUAUCCAGUCUUCAUCCUCUUUCCUGUGCUCAGAUUCUCUCAAUAUUUCUUCUCACUAGGGUGGCAAAAUCCAUAUGCCAAGCAGAUGGGAUAAGAUUUCUAGGAACUCAGCUGGCAUCAGCAACUCUGGGGGGAUGGAAUUGUAAUAGGUAAUUUCAUAUUUCUUUCACUGAAUCUCUAACUCUCAUCAGUAAUAGAGUUUCCUGGGGUACAUGACAGGCAAAUGCGAGAGGCAGAGUUAUUAGCUAGGGAAAAUAAUCUAGCUCUGCCCUUAACUGAUAUUCCAGGGUAAGUGAGGUGAAGAGUUCUGAGUUGUUACUCAAGAGAAUUGCUCUGGUACUGCUCUCAGCUGGAGACACUGAAGGUUAGUGACAUGAGCCCAUAUUUUGCACUCCAGUGUGCAAUCUCAUCAUUCUCUUCAUACCUGAGUUUAUGGGCCAGGUUCUGGGCCUCAGUCAUACUGCUUUAAAUCUGGCAUAACUCCACUGAAGUCAAUGGCACUAUGUCUCGCGCCCAGUCUUGUUAUUCACUCUGAACUUCCUUUUCUCCCUCCUCUGCCUGGCACUUGUCUCCCGCCCAGUCUUGUUAUUCACUCUGAACUUCCUUUUCUCCCUCCUCUGCCUGGCACUUGUCUCUUACUAGUGACAAACCAGAAGAGAAUUGUAGAUCUUAUGCAAUUUGCUGGGUUUUCCUUGGAAAUGAAGUCUUCAUUUGGAAUCUUGGCUGUCUUUAUCUAAAACUCACAAGUUUUGCUCCAUUUUCCAGAUGGAUCCCAGAGUUGCAGAUCAGUACUGAAUAAAGAAGACUGAUCUGACUCAGGAAAAUCAGAACCAAAUUUUCAUCUAAAACUUGAGCUUAUUCUGAGAUCUGAAAAUGUUAAGUUUAUUAUGUAUAUUGUUUAUAGUUUCAUGCACCUCUGUACUUUCCUGCUUUUGAAUGGGGCCUAAAGGAGAAAUAACAAAGGGAUAUAUUUGGUGGUAUUGUAUUCCCAGUGGUAUUAUAAAGUGGCUAACAGCACUUCAAUAUGUCCUGGACAUUUUACAAGACAAAGCCUCUUCUCACAAGAUUUUCAGCCUAGUUAUUGAACCAAAGAAGCUUGCAGCAGUUUAGCUACACAUGGGUGGGGUGGGGGGUGUCAAAGUCUUGAAAUCCUUACUCAAGACUUACCUAGGCAAAAUUAUGCAUAGACAUCAAUUAGCCCAGUGCGGAGCAUUUUUACUGGUUCUUUACUGAGACAAACGCUCAUGGAGUUUUGCCUAUGACUUGCAUGUGGAUUCGGGAUUUUACUUAUCUGAUGCAAAUCAAACCUCCAAACCUUUUGAAGGUUCUCCAUUUUUAGUGCUGUGAUGCAUAGGUUCAGUGCUAUUGAAAAUGAAGUAUCCCCACUUCUAGUCACCUAUUUCUGAGAGGGAGUAAGGUGGUAGCGUCUCCCUAACUCAUUCUUUUUUACUGAAUAGUUCCUUUGACGCAAAUUUAGUGCGAGUUGUUGGUGCUCAUCACCUCUGAAAAACAAGCUACUAAUCUGUAGUAGUCUUUAUUGAAGUCAGUGGGAGCUCUGGGUGCUCAGCAAGUGCUCAUUUCCUCUUCGGAUUUGGCCUCAGGCUAGAGGAAGAAGCUUACAUCAUCUACAUCCUUCUGUGAAAACUGCUAUUCCCUCAGUGAUCACACCCUGCAGAGGGCUGGAGAAACCCCCAUCUCUCUACUGAACAGUCCUCUACAUCCUACUGAUUUAAAUCCUUGUACAGAGAGGACAAUGCAGAUGAAGAUGAUAUUUAUAAUUGGAGAGUGGUACUAAAAUCAGAACUUGCUGAUGCCAGCUGUGCUAAUUUCACUCUCUUUGGAAGAUGGCAUUUCAUUUAGGUACUUUCUGACAUACAGAGUGCAAUAGGUCUGAGCAAAGAGCUACUGCCUCCAUCAAGUGGAGCAGGGUCUGGGCCAUGGUGAGGAGGAGAGAGCAGGUUUAGUUCCCUGGAGUGUCUUUCCUUUCCCUGUGUAUUGGAGCUAGUGUCAGGUACAAUCACUGCACUGUGAGUGGAAACACUGAAGAAGUGAAUGAUUGAGGAGUUUUGUGUAAGGAAAAAGAAAGGAGGAAAUAGUCUUCAUCAUUUGCGUGUGGUUGAUCUGCAGCUUGUUAACAGUACACUGCAGACUAAAGACAUUUCUUAAAAAAACAAAAAAACUGCUCUCUUAUCACCCCUGGUCAUUACUCCAGGCAGCACCAGGCCAGUCACACUGGAUGCAUUUCUUUUUUCUUCCUUAUUCUGUGUGACUGACAGGAUGGAAAAAGUGGGACUGAUGAUCCAGAGCUGGAGUUUCCUUAUCCACGGACCUUUUCUGCAUCAUCUGCCUCUUCAGCUGGACAUAUGAAUGAUGAUGAUGAUGUAGAUGCUGCUGCUACUGUGAGGGGUUCAACUGUUUGAUUCCCCUGCCCGACCGCACCCCAGUCUGGAGGGACAGCUGAAGGAGCGCCAUGUACAGAAUCACAUCUAUUUCUGCUUUGUUUUCUGACUCAAAACCCUGCCCCCUCGAUGACUACGACAACAACAACAAAAAAAGGGCAAAUGCAUUUUUUUUACAUUUCUUGAUAAUUUUCAAAGCAAUGUAUCAUUGCUUUCUUUAGACUGAUGCCAAUAUAACAGUUGAAUGGGUCUCAGCCAGGCUCCUGUGUCUUUUCUGACUGCUAGUUUCAGAUUGCUGUGUGAAAUGUAUGCAUGUUUGCACACAGACACAAUCCCACAAGGUGAUAGACUCACAAGCCAGUCAGGUUGCUAACAUGCUUUUUACAUACAGUUGGAGGCCUCUUGCUUCUUACAUACAGAUGAAAAAACUAAUCAGCAAACCACAGAAUGAAUGAAGCAGCCACAUUUGGACAGAACUGAAUAAUAUAAUAUAUAUCCACAAUACAGCCUUGACUGUCCAAGUGUCAUGUGGGACACUGAGUAAGAAGUUUGGAAAUCAAGGGAUUUUAAAGUAAUUAACAUCUACCAGAGAACCUGCAUCUACUUCAGAUAGUUGUGCAUUUUGAUAGGUUCAGAUAAUCAAGAUUGUAGUGCAUAUAAAGAAAAUAUAAAGAAAGUCCAGGCAAAAGAUCUAAAUCACUUCUCACUAAUGCCAGUCUAAACCAAGUAUAAUUCAUUUGAAGCUAAUGAGGCAAUACUGAUAUCACCCCGGUGUGAAAUCAGAAUCAGGCCCAGAAAAUUUAUUUUUUCCUUCCUUUAUUUUCUUCCCUGAAGGAGCCCGACUAUAAAUUUUGCAUAAACCAGAGCUGUCUAGAUUUUUCAUUUUUAUUUUAAUAUCUGAUUUUAGUUGGCUUCGUCAGAUAAAUUAAUUCCCAUUUUUAAUUAAGCAGCCCAGGGAUCAAAACGGUUCUUAUCAGAAGUUCAGUCCCAAGAGAGACCCUCUGCUGCUGCUUUGUUUCUGAGGGUCUCACAGUAAGAGCCAUGUGGCCUCCCUGCUCCAGCGGGCCUGACAUGGGGGCCGGUGAGAAGGGCCGCAGAGCAAUGAAGUGCGUGGUGCAGCGUUAAAACCAGACAGGUCUCUAACUUAAUAUAAAGAGGUCUGUGGUAUCACACUGGGAUGAAAGUCUCUCCUGAUAUUAAAAUCAGCGUCCUGUUCAAAGCCCCUAUUCUCCCCACCUUGUAGAGACUUUGCUUAAGACGAGCAUAAAGAACAGCCCCUCUUUAGAAGUGAGCAGUACUGUCUAAAGGGCUACCCCAAAAACACAUCUUCAAUAAGCAAACUGCUGUAGGCAUUUAUCUACUUCAGCAUUAUGAAUGACUUCACAGGAGGCAAAAAUCAAUAGCUCACAAUCUCAUCACAUUCUCAAACUGUUUUUUCUUUAUUCCAUCUCACUCAGACAACCUGCUUUCAUUGAAGUCCAACACAUCACAUCACUGCUUUCACUUGGUCCAGGAGCAAACUGGCUGGGUCAUAGGCCAAAUGCUAUGCUGCACACACAGACAUGCUUCCUUCCUACAGCAGAUGCUCCCCCAACCUUCAAACAACCUCCUUCCUAUGCAGUAACCUUCCCAACCAUCUUCCCCUACUUAGUACAGAGCCUACCUGCCACUAGUCUUCUCUUCCAUAUGAUGGAUGUCCUGAAUUGUUGUCCAGCCAGGCAAAAUGUAAUCUAUUUCCCAGAGAGAAUCCGGGGCCAGUUUGCUCCUGGCUCAGUCAGUUAGACUAGUUUUCAGUACUCCUUAAAACCUCUCAUGCCAUGACCGCUCAUGGAAUUGACAGAUGCAGGGGUGUCCAGUCCAGCUAUGACCAUUUGAAUGGGGGAAGAUCUCAAAUAACUAAAAGUGAGAUUUUGAAUAUCACAUUACAAACUGCUUCAUCACUCAAGAGAGAUGCUUUUAAAACUGCCUUAACAAAUGAAUUCAAAAUGUUGGAGGGAGACUCCCUCCAAAUGAGUGACACACAGCAACAAGGGAAAAGCCAUUUUGGGGGUGAAAUCUGGCUGGAAGUGGCUGGAAUCCAGCUCAGUUCCAGAGGUGAAAACAUAGUUUAGGGCCUGAUCCUGUAGUACUUACUCAGGAUACAUUCCCCUUGACUUCAUUGAUUAAAGACUGCAAGAUCAGGACUUUACAAGGCAGAGGUGGGUAUUUUCUUGCCUGCAUCUGAUUAAUUUGGGAACUGAUCCUGCAAGGUGCUAAGCAUAUGUAUUUCCCAUUUGCUUCCACGGAAGAUUUGGUUGCUCAGCAUCUCUCAGGUUCAGCACUUCAUCAUUUCCUGCUCAGACCAUCAGCUAUAAAUGUUGACAAAUGUAAAGUGUUUUGCCUUCAUUUUAAUUGCCCAGUGCUGUUAAAUGAACUGUCCUAGGUGUAUGCCACCCCAGAUGUAAGUCUCCUCUCCCACAUUUCUCUCCACCCCAGAUGUCCCUACCAUCUUCACUGAAGCCCUUCCCAGUACUAGUUCUUUACCACAUCCCACAAUUUUAUACCCAGGUUUCAUGAAACCACAGAAAUGCUUUUGUAAAUAAUGCUGUACAGUUUGUAACUGUAAGUGUACGCCUGUCAUCGGUGCCAGAGUCCGGCUUGCCCUCUCGCACGUUUUAAAAAUCAAUGACGAAAAGUUAGAGCGAAUGGCCCACAAGUGAGCGAUAGGGUCAUCUCUGUGUGGGACAAAUGUAUAUUCCUGUAAGAUUGCAUUUUUAUCUAAGGAAUGAUGUUAUUUUAAAAAAUUGCUAAUAAAUUUCUAAACAAUGCCUA